AUGCUUCCUGAAAAGAUGCCUACAUUGACCCCGGCUCUGAGACACCUAUCAGAGGACGAGGUCGACAACCGAACAGAUGCUGAGAUAGAGAGGCUCGUAGAUACCUACCGACCGGUAAGGCACGAGAAGAAUUGCUGGACAUUUUGGCAUUCAGGCUUCAAGAACAUGCCACGAUGGUGCAGGCGAAACGUUAUCGGCUGGGUCAGACGCCUAGGUCCUGAAUGGGACGUGCGCGUCACUGAUAUGGUUGAAGGCUCACCGAAUCACGCGUUGAACUACGUUGGUGCUGAGUAUUUACCGGACUGCUUUCUUGGGAAGAAGAUGACUGGGAAGACGCCCGCACAGCAUGCAAGUGAUAUGAUUCGGCUCCCUCUGGUGUACCUUGUGAGCGUGUGGAUGGACAGUGGCACUGUGCUGCUCCGAAGCUUUGAUGACGCAUUUUGGUACUUGCUCGAGAGCCCUGAGUGCCCGUAUGAAAUGUUCGUAAUCAAUUUCCACUACCGACGCUACGAGGGGCAGAUCCUCAAUGGGUUCAUUGGCGCGAGAAGGGGCAACCCUUUCAUCGGGCGAUGGGGCAAAGUGUUCUUCGAGUUGUGGAAGAAUCGCACAGAUUGUAGCGGUCUACGUUACCAUCCACUUAUACGGCAUCUGGGCCUCAUAGAUGGCACCAACGCUGAUAGAAUCGGUAUCGGCGGUCCCAAAGGUAAUUCAGCUCACAUCAUGGUCGAUUAUCUCGCCCAAGAUUAUUGCUUCGAGCGUGUACGCCUGGUUGUAGAUGAAGCGGAGAACUGGGACGGGCCAGCGUAUUAUCGGAGGCAUGUGUGUUUUCUGAACGCAGAGCGUGAGUAUUUCAAGUACGCUGCGCUCAUGCCGACUGAGAUGCAUGUCAAAUUGAUGUCACUGCCUUUCAAACCUGAGCUGACACGAGAGAGCGAGGAAGAGGACGCGUUCGGCCAAUUACCAGGGGCGGCAGCGCUAGCUGCUCAUCCAGAUCCUGACGAGAUAUUGCUGCAGCAAGCCGCUCGGGACUGGUUGACGAAUAUCAGCUCAAGUUGCCUCGCGGUGAAGUUUAGCGGCGGUUACUGGUGGCCGGGUAGCGGAUGGGCAAUGCCUUUAGCCGUGACAUGGGUACUCCCUGACCACGAAGAUGAUGACAUAUUGCCAGGAAGCUGGGCUGAGUGGUUCCGCUACGCUUCGACUCACCUGCAGCAGACCAGAAAAGUCCCAGUAUAUGGAACAUAUUGCGCGGAAUACGAAAAGACUUCAGUGCCAGGUUUCUUGCAAGCUGAAGCCGAACGAGUCCUCCAUGGCGGGUUGCUGGAGCCGGCUUUGGAGACUGACGGGUGGGACUUUAUUCCACAAUUUGAAGCAAAACUGUAA
This is a messenger RNA of Xylaria bambusicola, 1380 nucleotides long. RefSeq lists its product as uncharacterized. NCBI's taxonomy places the organism in Eukaryota, Fungi, Ascomycota, Sordariomycetes, Xylariales, Xylariaceae. The coding region runs from base 1 to 1380 and encodes 459 amino acids. Gene Ontology annotation, molecular function: glycosyltransferase activity. The transcript is spliced from 4 exons. The record is from RefSeq and is a predicted model, not a curated record.